AUGCCAACCCACAGCAAUUCACGCCAAGACAGUUUUGCGGACUCAACUACAAGACGUAAGCGUUGCACAAAAUAUGGGGAACAAUCGUGGACUAGUGAGAUUUCUGUUCACAGUGAUGACGAUGACGAAACUUUAAAAAUUAAGGAAGAAAUAAUCGAAGUUGAAUAUGACUAUGACGAAACUUUGGAAACCAAAGAUGAAGUUAUCCAAGAUCUAGAAACGGAAGAAGUUAUAGACCGAAGUUUCAAUACAAAUUAUGAAUCAAACGUAUGCACUGGUGAAAUUUCCUUUCACAGUGAUUCUCAAACCAAGGUUUUACUUGAAUAUGACAAUGACGAAACUUUGGAAAUUAAGGAUGAAGUCAUCCAAGAUCUAGAUACAGAAGAAAUUCUAAGCCGAAGUUUUAAUACAAAAUAUGAGUCAAAAAAAUGGACAGUAGAUACAAAAAAGGAUAUGGUCGCUGAUAACAUGAAGCAGCCGCGACAAAAGAAGCAGCCGAGACCAAAGAAGCAGCGAAUACAGAAUUUAGAAAAGGAAAAUAAGUACAAAUGCGAAAAGUGUGCGCGAAGCUAUAAAGAUAAAAAGCAUUUGACUUUUCAUCGAAAAUAUGAAUGCGACGUAACGCCACAGUUCCCAUGUAACUUCUGCGGUAAACUAUUUAAAAGGAAAAGUCACAUGAAGACCCACGUGGGUGUUAUGCAUUUGAAAUCAAACUUAGAAGCAUCUAAACAGAAGUAUAAUUGUAACUUUUGUGCAGGGAGUUACUCUUCCGUACAUACUUUAUAUUCACAUAAGCGUGUAGUACACGCGGGAGUCAGACGACAAUACAUUUGCCAUUAUUGUGGCCACAAAGUGAGCAAAAAAAUUCGCUUGGUAACCCACAUUAAUUUUCGCCAUCUCAACCAAUUAAGUACGCCAAGCCUUAGUCCCUAGGUCUUUAGGCCAUUAUUUUUCAUAUUAGAGAAAACAGAUUCAGGCCCAAAUCAAAAAAAUAUAUUGAGAGUUACAAAUCCUCAAUUACUUUAUGCAAACGUAAACUUUUGGAACACACAGUAGUUAAGCCAUAAUGUAUUUGCGUUAUUUGUCGUCAUACAGCUAAAGAACAAGUUUUUUUGUCAACAGAUAUUAGUCCCGGGACUGGAUAUG
Molecule: messenger RNA, 1146 nt
Organism: Belonocnema kinseyi
Lineage: Eukaryota; Metazoa; Arthropoda; Insecta; Hymenoptera; Cynipidae
Product: zinc finger protein 616-like
Exons: 4
Coding region: 1-933 (310 amino acids)
Biological process (GO): regulation of transcription by RNA polymerase II
Cellular component (GO): nucleus
Molecular function (GO): DNA-binding transcription activator activity, RNA polymerase II-specific; RNA polymerase II cis-regulatory region sequence-specific DNA binding
Source: RefSeq, a predicted model, not a curated record